Molecule: messenger RNA, 1233 nt
Organism: Hermetia illucens (black soldier fly)
Lineage: Eukaryota; Metazoa; Arthropoda; Insecta; Diptera; Stratiomyidae
Gene: TfIIB
Product: transcription initiation factor IIB
Exons: 4
Coding region: 211-1161 (316 amino acids)
Biological process (GO): transcription initiation at RNA polymerase II promoter; transcription preinitiation complex assembly
Cellular component (GO): transcription preinitiation complex; nucleus
Molecular function (GO): RNA polymerase II general transcription initiation factor activity; TBP-class protein binding
Source: RefSeq, a predicted model, not a curated record
GAUGGGGAGAACUCGUCAAUCACCUUUCGUACUGUCAACGCGCGUUUUCAAUUCGCGACGGCGAAAACAUCAAAACACAAGGAAACUUUUGUAUACAAAGCGAUCAUUUGCAUUGCUGAGACUGUGAUUUAUCAAUAGAUUUACAGGGAACAACUACGAUUAAGUGCUAGCGAGUAAAUUACAUCAAAGCUUCUAUUAAUUCUCGCGGCGAUGGCGAGCUCUUCAAGACCAGACGCUUCGAACAGGGUGUGCUGUUAUGCCCAUCCCGAAGCCCCGCUCAUCGAGGACUACAGAGCGGGAGACAUGAUCUGCUCCGAGUGUGGCCUUGUUGUCGGCGACCGUGUGAUCGAUGUCGGCUCUGAGUGGCGUACAUUCAGCAACGAGAAGAACGGGGUGGAUCCCUCUCGUGUGGGUGGACCAGAAAACCCCCUACUGAGCGGUGGCGAUCUUUCAACAAUGAUUGGACCCGGGACGGGGUCUGCUUCCUUCGACUCCUUUGGAACGCCAAAAUACCAGAACCGACGUACAAUGAGCAGCUCAGACCGUGCCUUGAUUUCAGCAUUCAAAGAAAUCUCGACGAUGGCGGACCGAAUCAACUUGCCAAAGACCAUAGUCGACCGCGCUAACAAUUUGUUCAAGCAAGUGCACGACGGCAAGAACCUGAAAGGGCGUUCGAAUGACGCCAAGGCGUCUGCAUGCCUGUACAUUGCGUGUCGCCAGGAAGGAGUGCCUCGUACCUUUAAGGAGAUUUGCGCGGUCAGCAAGAUCAGCAAAAAGGAGAUCGGCAGAUGUUUCAAGUUGACGCUGAAGGCCUUGGAGACGUCUGUCGAUCUGAUCACAACCGCGGACUUCAUGUCCCGUUUCUGCGCUAAUUUAGAUCUGCCAAAUAUGGUUCAAAGAGCAGCAACACAUAUCGCAAAGAAGGCCGUCGAAAUGGACAUAGUCCCUGGACGCUCGCCGAUCUCAGUUGCGGCCGCGGCUAUCUACAUGGCAUCACAGGCGUCAGAACACAAACGCAGCCAGAAGGAAAUCGGAGACAUCGCUGGCGUUGCGGACGUGACGAUACGACAGUCGUACAAGCUCAUGUACCCGCACGCGUCCAAAUUAUUUCCGGAAGAUUUCAAGUUCACUACGCCCAUCGAGCAGCUCCCCCAGAUGUAGAGCGGUCGCGGGAAACUGUAAUCUUUUGCUAAAGUUCCGUUCGUUUGUAAUAAACGUUGUAUGGUCGUUUCA